Molecule: messenger RNA, 2068 nt
Organism: Paramuricea clavata
Lineage: Eukaryota; Metazoa; Cnidaria; Anthozoa; Malacalcyonacea; Plexauridae
Source: the annotation of a GenBank genome assembly
GUUUGCUUCGGUGAAGGUCCAGAUGUCGAUCCAGACUCACGUGAUGACGUAGACGUCAUGUGGACCGUUGACGUAGCAGCCGAAUUUGUCGAGCAACAUUUGAUAGGAGUUGAAAACAGACCAAGUAUAGUUGAAUACUGCAUAUAUACAGUAAGUAUAAACCUUCACAGGUACUGGUAGACGGACUGUAAGUUAAAGACCCGAUCCUUAUCAUGAAAUUUCCGAGCAACGGAUACCUCAAAACAAAGGACACCAUUAGUAUAUUAGUAUAAAUAACAAACUACAUGCAUGAAAGCGUUAUCCCACGCAUACAUAUAUGUAGACAUGGAAAUUUGAAAACAUAUACUCAAAAAUCUGGCAAAACACUUGACUAUCACCGUAUCUUGCAAGCUUCUCUCGUGAUUGUCUGUCACUAUACGUCUAGAAAGCGGAAACCUCCAAACAUCGGACAUCAAGCUUUGGUCCCUAUAUAGGUAUUCAUUUAUACAGAGCUUGUACUGUGAUAACUUUAUAUUAUACAUAAGAAGGAGUUUAUAUAUUAAAGGAUUUUGACUAGCUAGAGGUGUGUUACUAAUUAAUUCAGGAAUAGAAGGAAACCGCAUUCCAUUAGAUUAGACUAAAAUCUAAAGCCAAGAAUGUUUUUACAGCCAACACCUGAUGGGACGUGUAUCUUGGACAAACAUCCUCGUUUCAAGAAUAUCAUUGUCGGAGUUGGAUUUUCUGGUUAGUAACUACUAAUUACUUAUAGUUACUCAUGUACUGUGCCUGUAUAUACGCGCAUGUAAGUUUUUAAUUGACAAAUUUGGCUAACAUUGUUUAAUCCAUGUUACCCAAUUCACAAAUCACAACUUCAGAUAGUUUAUAGUUAGUUACUAUAUCGUUCUAGUUUACAGAAGCAUAGAGUAGAACGAGGUAACUACAGGGGCGUAGGAACCGGGGGGGGGCCAUGCCCCCCCCCCCCAAGUUUUGGCAAGUGCCCUUUUUACAGGAGCAAAGUGCCCUUUUUGUGCCUGAAAAUUUUUCAUAAAAUUCGCAGUUUUUGUCCAAACGAAACUUUUGAAAACUGUAAUGUAGGUUUUUUUCCCGAAAAAUGUUUUAGUUUCCGAUAAAAAUAUCAUAUAUUUGUUUUUCCGGAAAAAAUUUUUAGUAUUUAAGGAAAAAUAUGGUAUGUCCGGAAAAAUUUUUUACCCCUAAAAUGGUACACUACUGACCGAAAUUUUUGUGACAGAGAGGUCGUCCAAAAUUUUUUUUGAGAUGCCUUUUUUUUGAAAGUGCCCCUCAAAGCCUGGCCCCCAACUUUUCUAAGCUUCCUACGCCCCUGGGUAACUAUAAGCAUCAGAAUUAUGUAUUAGAUUUAUUCACUUAUUAUAAGUAGAUAAUUUUAAAGUGUAGUUACUUACCUUUCUUCUAUUCUAUUACUUGGAUUACAAACCCUAAAAACAGCAUUCUAAUAUUAAUUUCACCAAGUGGAGUGCAAGAAACCAGAUCAUUGAAAUCCACCUUAUCACAACCCGCACAGCCGACCACCUAUAUAUACAUGAACUUACUGUUACAUGCAGCUUAACAGCUGGCCUCUGUGGCUCAGUUGGUUAGAGCACUGCACCGUAAUCGUAGGGCCGUAGGUCCAAUUCCUACCAGAGGACCUUGUGCUGCAUUUUUUGCAGUCGUUCCUGGUCAGGUCUUAAAGUGUAUAAUUAUAUAUACUCACUUGGAUUACAAACCCUAAAAACAGCAUUCUAUAACAGCUAUAAUUAUGCAGUGAGUUCUCUAAAGUUAUUAAUUGGGUUUAGUAUACGUUAUAAACAAGCGUUAGCCAAAUUUUUCUAUCGCUGUGUGAUCAACACGACUGUAUAACAUUCAUAAACCAUUAGUGGAUUCUAUGAGCCUUUACAUCUUUGCUAUAUAAUAGGUCAAGAGGAUUAUCUCAAUUUUAGGAUAUGGAUUUAAACUUGCUCCUGUUUACGGAAAGAUUCUGUGUGAACUUGCCUUUGACUUGGUUUGUUCUUACGAUCUACGAUCGUUUAGACUAGACAGGUUUGAAAACCAACUUCCAAAGUCUUCAUUGUAA